Molecule: messenger RNA, 1131 nt
Organism: Huiozyma naganishii CBS 8797
Lineage: Eukaryota; Fungi; Ascomycota; Saccharomycetes; Saccharomycetales; Saccharomycetaceae
Gene: OPY2
Product: Opy2p
Exons: 1
Coding region: 1-1131 (376 amino acids)
Source: RefSeq, a predicted model, not a curated record
AUGUCUGCGAUCACGCUAUUCCCCUCCUCUGCUGCGGGCACGGCGACCCAGAUCAGUGCGGUCCCCACGGCGACGAACUCUGCCGGGUGUGUCGUAUGUAACACCACGGCGCAGUGUCCGACGUGUGGGGACGACGAGUACUGUGUGAUGACGUCGCUGACGUGCCGCAAGUGUCCCGUGACGUACUGUGCGAAGAGGUCCGAGCAGGUCGGGAGCGGGAUCUCCUUGAGCAACGGCAACUCCACGGGGAACAGUACCACGACGGGUUCGACCGCCGCGAGCAACAGCAGUGGAGGCAGUGUGCGUAAUAAUGUGGUCAGUGGUGUUGUUGGUGGUGUUGGCGCCGGUGUUUUGUUUCUGCUUGUUGUUUGGUUCUGUUACAGGUUUUAUUGGAAACCCAGGAAGACGCGGUUACAAGAGGAGGCGUUCCACAUCAAGAACCUCGGGGGAGACAUCAGCGACGAUGACGACGAGGGGGAGUUGUAUGUGGAUUCUGACGAGGAAGAGGAAGCGGAAGAGAUGGCUGCUGCGGAGGAUGCGAAACAGGCUGUCAACGUGCAUGCGUACUUGCAGGCGAGUCCGCGCAAUGCUGCCACGACUGCCCAACUGAGAGAGAUCCAGCAACUGUCUGUCCCGGGCGACCGUGCGAGCCAUGCGUCCACUGUCCGCACUGGUGCCUCCAACAUUUUACCGAUUGCGUUCAUCCCCGGCGUGACCACUGCAGGGACCCACCCUCACCCUGCCCGUGUGUCACACCGCCUGAACACACCGGGGGACGUCCGGUCACACAUCACGCUUGGGUCCUCGAUAUUAGAAGGGCUAGACGACGACUCGCGAAGUGUAGCCACUACGGGCAGCACGCCACGGAUACGCUCCUCCCGUGCUCCACAAGAGUCGCUGACCACUGCGGUCAAGGGCGGGAGGCCGCGGCUUGUCCAGAUCAACGAGGAGGACGACGACGACCGAGCCACCACUACUACGACUACUGGUUCGUUCAUCCUUGAUCUGGACAUCCCUGAGUCGCUAGCGUCGCACAGCAACACGAGGCCGCGGCCUCCUAUUCCUGCUGCGCGGCGCGGCACCCCUGACUGCGAGGACGAGGAUCCAUUCGGCGACCACCACGCAAUGUAG